Messenger RNA from Labrus bergylta (ballan wrasse), 3087 nucleotides. Lineage: Eukaryota; Metazoa; Chordata; Actinopteri; Labriformes; Labridae. The record is from RefSeq and is a predicted model, not a curated record.
UGGAGUCAGCCGAGCAGGUGCUAAUGAAGUGUCUCCUCAGCCUUGGGACUCGCUGCCUCAACCUCCUAGGCUUCCAGCAGUUUGUGGGUGACAGUGAGAUGACCUCUGACCUUAUCGACGAGGGCAAGGAGCUGAUCCGACGAGAGAAAAGGAAACGGCAAAGGGUAGAAGACGGAGAGAACAGACGCAGAGAAUGGAAGGAGCGUUACGGAAACUCGAGGGAUGACUACACGGCGAGGAACAGGAGCAGCCAUGAGAUGAAGGAGACCAGUUACUCAGACACCGUGACGCCCAGAGACAACAGACAAGCUAAAUACUCUCGCUCUGGAGGCCGGGCGGAGAGGGACUGCAUGGAGCUGCUGCAGGACGCUGAACCUUUAGACUUCAACGCUGAGUCUCUGACAGAUGACGCUCUGGACUCAGAGUCUGGGAGACAUGCAGGAGGACGAUAUCUGUCCAUGUCUUCGUCACGCAGCCGAAUAUUUGACGACGUCUGACGGGAAGAAGAAAGGUGAAGGGGAGCCAUAAACUGGAACACGCAUUAAAGUUUGAAGGAAGUGAAUGUACCACAUGACCUCUGUUUCCCAGGAUGCACGGUAACUUAACUGCAGGUGGCCUGUGUCAGUGACGGUCUGUCCCCCUAAAUGAUCCAUAAUCCUGUCCAUGAAGGCUAAAGGAAUAUUGAAGCUAACCAUGUUACACUAACUGUCAUGGAGACACGUCUAAGUCCUGCAUGUCAGGCAGGGGGCGCUCUAACCGUCUGAGCAUGCUCUAAAAGAGAGUCACACCCUGCUGCAUGUCGUCACUUUCAUCACAGGUCACAUGAAGGAAGGUCAUCUAUAUUUGUGAAUGUAUUUCUCUUUUUGUCAUGUUUGAAACGCAAUCACUCUCAGCUUCACUUCAUCUACAGCUCACAGCAAGAGAACCCGAGUUGUCCGUCAUGUUAAAUCAAAACGACUGCUCGGGGACUCUCCCCGCUGACGCUCUUCUGCGGCGUUCACACGGGACACUCCGCCCCCUCAUCUCCUCAAACAGUCCGACUGAGUGUGAAGCCAUAAACGGUUUUAAGAGAAGUUCACUUCCUGCCCUGAUGGUUAGAAAAUGUUCCCUCUUGGCUUGUCACAAUACCAGAAUUUAAAACUGUGAUGAGAUUCUAGUAAAAAUCAAACAUUGAUACCUGUUACCACGGCAACACAAAUAGAAAUCUUAAGCCCUGUUCAGAGCACCGUUUCCAGCCGCCAUAUAUACACGGCUGUGACGUUUCUUCUCCAAUCUAAAUGUUGUGGAGUCGUAAUGACAGCUGUGUUUAGUUUCGGUCUAGUGAAAACAAAGUCUGAUGAAGGCCGAUGACAUCAGAUAUUUGGUAACUUUCUUUUUAUAUUCAUUUAGGGAAACUCCUGCACUGGAUGACUUCCUGUCCUGAUCGCCUUCCUAUGAAACAGAUGUAGUUUGAAUUAAAGCUCAGGGGCGCCUAAAGUUUAGGGUUCUGCUGCGGGCCCCAUGUUGGGAGGCUGUUCUCAUUGCAGUGUCCCUGGGUGUCCCACACAGUGUUAAAUGUGUUAGCAUGUAGCAUUAGCUCUGGGACUGAUGACGAGCUCCUGCUGAACCAGUGGAGCUGUACGAUUACUGUCACACUUUACUCACCUGCCCGGCCUUUAACUCUAUGAAAUGAUCCCGCCUUUAUUUGUGCCUUUAUUUGCAAACAAAACUCGUGCACAGCAAAGACAGAAAGACUAAUAAUUUGUGUGUGUGUGUGUGUGUGGGGGGGGGGGGCUCUCUUUCUUUAUGCUGCUAACAGGCUAAACAAGCUAGUUAGUGUCAGAGGAGAGGAACCAAUCAGGAGCUGGUGACAGAGAAGAAGACGCUGUGCUUUUAUGUCAUAUGUGAAUAUGUGAAGUUCUGAUUGUAGUUAAUUUAAAGUAUAAAUGUUUGUUAUUUGACAUUCCUGGUGUUCAUCUUAUUAACCAUGAGUUUAUGUCUGUAUGAAGCAUCUUUUGUUGUCACAUGAUUUCAGAGAAACGUUUAUUAGAUUCAAAGAAACAGAAAGUAAGAAAGAGAGGAGAGUUCACUUUGAUAAGCUUAUUAGUUAUUGCUUUGAUAAAACGUUUACAACACAGGUCAGACAAACUGUCAUCGGCACUUUAUAGCACUUCCUGAAGAGAAGCUGUGGCCAUUGGUUCCAAUCUGACCUCGACCUCCUGACCCUCUCCUGCGUGUUGUCCUCCACUCUCUCUCUCUCACUUCCUGUUUCUCUCCUGCUGUCCGAUCUUAAAAGACAAAAAGGCCAAAAAAAUAGAACUUCAAACAAACAAACAAACAGACGUGGUAAAGAUAAGAAUUGUUGAUAACCUCGGCUGCUUCAGCGCCACAUAUUGGUCAAAGAAAUCCAAACGUCUUCCCUCAGAAAUCUCGUCCACACACGUCCACACUUCAGGCUCCAAUAACUCCAAGUGUGAAGAGAAUAUGACACGUUUCAACAUAAGCUCCGCCCACAGCGCAAGAGCAAACGUAUCACACAUUUAGAAGAACCGUGUUGGAAAUAUAAAAUAUAACCAGACCCGGCGUGGUCCAGAAAUAUGUUGAAGUAGUGAAAACCUCAAGGGGCGGGGCUUAAAUGAUCUUUUUCUUCUUCUUGUGAUAAUCCUUGGCUUCACCUUGCAGACCCUCUCACCUACAGUCUGUGGUAACAACAGGUAACACACAUGUCUGGCCCUUUAAAUGUGUUAGCAUGUAGCAUUAGCUCAGGGGCUGAUGACGAGCUCCUGCUGGCAGGUUCAGUGACCACGUUCACAUCACGCCGCCCUCGGUCCAUAUCAUGUCUGUGUAUAUAAUGUAUGAUAUCUUUUUGUAUGAGUUGGACUAAUUCAUGAUGCACAGAAGAAUUCAUGUGACUUUGUAUUUAUUGUAUUUCCUGGUAACGGAGCGUCAUCAUCCUGCUGAUUCUGAUGUUUGAUUAUAUUUAUUCAUGACGCCGCAGGUGGAGCGUAGAUAUCACGAGUUCUUUACUGUCGUGACUUAUUUAGAGAAACAAUGAUGUAUGUUUUAAUCUGCUGCCAGUGUUGUGUCAAUAAAAGAGAUCCAAUGUUA